Messenger RNA from Liolophura sinensis, 4302 nucleotides. RefSeq lists its product as uncharacterized. The record is from RefSeq and is a predicted model, not a curated record. Bases 857 to 2284 code for a protein of 475 amino acids. The transcript has 3 exons. Lineage: Eukaryota; Metazoa; Mollusca; Polyplacophora; Chitonida; Chitonidae.
GCCGAGCAUCUCGGCUUGAUUGAACACACGGUUGUCAGGUAAAGGCAUGAUAUCCAGGCACUGAACGGCAAGGUAUUGUCAGCCUGGCAUUAUCAGGGCCCUCGGUUAAUGGCAAUACGAGAACAGUAGCUAUAGCUUGGUAUAUUGUACAUACAGGCGCUAUCUCCAGUGUUGUGAGCGAAGGAGUAUUAUAACUAAGGGAGAUUUCUCCUCUACACAUGAUAUAAGGCCUGACUGACUUAGCAUUAAGACAGACGCGGGGUACCUGACAAAGGAUCCCACCGCUGUGAUGGCUGGGUCGUGCCGUCUUUCCCCAGCACACACCGAGAUAAGACUUCACCAGGUAUAAGUCAAUUUGGACGGAUUUGGGAGGGAUUCUUUUACCGCAAGACGUCAGUGUGUGACGAGCUAAAGAAAUAGCAAGCCGAAAUGUAAACACUCUAAAGAUAGAAGACGGGCACACAAGUGAAAGCGUGCGGGAAAUGAGAGAAUAGUUGUGCACUUCAACUUGUACGGCUUUGCUUUUAGCACAAGGUUUGAGACGGGCCGAUCUGCUGACAAAAACACAAGACUUGAUUCAACAUGCCAGAGUUGCGUGGCACAGGCAGACCUUAUGAGUACCAGAUUCGGGAGAUGUGAAAAAGUGUAAAUAACAACUACGUGAGCCUUUCAUAUUGUGUGCCCAUUUUGCCGCAUGAGACGAAUUGGAAUACGUAACCGGAAAUGGAAUGUGCACAUUUUCCCGCUGGAUUUCUUCCGCGUAGUCGGCAGGUGGACUCAUCAUAACACCUAUUAUAAUUUAGCUAUAUAGUAGCGCAAGUUGUGUCGUAAAGAGAACAAAAAUAGAGGCCAGUGGAUGAAAAUAAAAAUGGCCACACAAGCUGAUAGUGUCGUUCAGGAGAAUUUAAUAGCGGCAGUUGCUGUCGACAUCAAAGACCCUGUAACGUCGACUACCGUCGAGCAUGACAAGGCAGACGACGCGAAACAUGACACGGUCGCCAUGGAAAAGCAAAACGGACAGGAAAAGUCGAGAGAACAGCUUCAAGAGGACGUGACAGUGUUAAAGAAGAAGCUGAUGGAAACAGAAGAAAUGGUGAAGAAGACACAAUCAAAUCUCCGACUUCAGCAAACCCGAACCAAACAGCUCAUCUCUAUCUGGAAAACACAUGUGGAACGAAACGAGCAAAACCUGAAAAGACAGGGGAUGCAGAGAGACCAGCAGCUAGGGGAGGUAAUUUCACAGUUACUCUUUUUUGAAGGUCAGCUGCGAAAGGAGCAGAAGCGCAUUGUGUCAUUGCUCGCGGAGAAAGAUAGCAUCAUUCAGCAGCAAGAGGUGCAGAUUCAAGAACUGGCCCUGACUAACAGUAAACUGAUGCAAGCGUUUGGCGAUGUGAAAGCUCUUAGGAAUAAAAAUGGAAUUGUAAGCGCCCAUGAUUCGUCGUCUGUUAUCGGGCCAAAGUCACCUGCCCCGCUGGAAAUGUCUCCGCCCUCUGACCUGACGUCAAAGGUCACUGCAAAGGACAAAAGUGUCCAUAAGCCGGUAAGCCGAUUCACUGCUGUAAAGAAUCGACUGCGACGACACAAAAGUAACCUGGAACUGAGGAACAUUGAAAACACAAUAUUUGAGGAAACAGCCGAAGAGUUAUCCUCAAGUCAGGAAAACGUUGUGUGUCGACGUAGCAACCCGCGGCGUACCGGACGAGAACGCUGCAAAAGUAUCGCCGGGUAUCCCGUGGCAGCUGAUUCUGGAUUGGAUGGUGAAACCUGUGACUUGCAAAGUGGUGUGGAAAAUUUGUACAGGGGAGGAUUUGACCGUGGCCUUGAAGACAGAGCGCUCAGGGGGCAAUUCCAACCUUUCGAAAACGUUGAUUACAGCAGAGAACUGUAUGAUGGUUUUAAGGAGAACUUCCAGGAAGUAAACCCUUCUACUUCUCCACCAAAUAGUAACAUGCUCUCUGUCGAUGACACAGCCAUUGACCAGGGACACAAAAAAAUGUCGCUAAUGGACAGAAUCCGUUCGGUGUCAAGUUCAGACGUUCGUGUGUCUGCAGGAUCGCAAGAGUCACUGAAAUCUGACUCAUCAGACUCCCAAAAGAGUCCUCAAGCUGAAGGCAAGUCUUCACCCGUCAGUGAGUCCAACCCUUUUAAGACGUUCAAGUCCAUGCUGAAGCGCAAAGGCAGCAAGCUUCGGAAAAAACGCUCCGUUUCUCUGCCGCAGACGACAAAUAUGGAAUAUCACGAAGCCUUGAAACAUCACCUGGACAAAGAGAAAACAAAGAAGUAAUGUGUAAACUGGGCGAUGUUUCAGUAGUUUCUCUAAUCAGUGUUUUAUAGUCUCUCUUGAAUGUUCCUGUGUACAUCAUUCCUGCAGAGUACGUAUGUAUAUCUCAGUGGAAGUAACUGCGAUCUCUCUGUGCUGUCAUAUAAUGUUACCUGUCAGUCAUCUGUCAGUCAUGACCACUGGUACUGUCAGCGAAGCAGUUUAACUCUGCCUGGAGUAUAUGCAGUCCAGUGCAUCUACAGUGGUCCUGGGUCAUCUUCAAAAAGUUCUUUGUUGGGGUUAACCCAACCUAUCACUAUCAGAAAGAGUAGUGGUUAGUGGGAUUUGUUUUUUUUUUUUUUUUUGACUCUUGCUGAUGAAAAGGAUUUUAAAGAAAUAACACAGAGACAAAAAAAAUUCCAUCAAAAGACCAAUAAAUCUUCAGAGCCCUUUUUGAAGGGUCCGUCGGGUUAUCUCCAAUGAAGAUAUUUUGAAUGAUGGCCUAUAAAUAUAUUACUUUAGAAUUGAUAAGCAGAAUAAUGGAUGUAAUAAAUGGAUCUGUGUCACAAGACAAUAAGUUUGAAUUUGGUUUAUGUUUUUGAACUGGAAAAGAUCAUUUUUCUUUAUUGAUACCAUGCCAUAUAUAUACAGCUUCUUGUUAAGGUGUCAAGACAAUGUUCUGAUAUCAUUGAUACAGGCUGGAUUCACACGAUCAUUAUAAAUUGUCAUAUAAUAAUUAAGUAAUUGUGAGCAAAAAAUCCAUAUGGUCAUGGGCCUCUCCUAGUUUCCUCUCACCAUAAUGCUCCUGGUUGUUGUUGUAUAAGUGAACUAUUCUUGAGUACAGCAUAAAAAUACCAAUGAAAUAAUAAUAGCAUUAACAAUAAUAAACAAUGGAAAUGACAAGUGAACAACAGGUGAUCAAAAGUUUUAAGUGGAUUUUGUUAUAAAAUAAACCAGAUUACAUAAAUGUUUGUAACAACAAAUAUUGUGUUGCAAUAAACCAGUAACUUAUUGGCAUGAUGAAGUAGCCUUGUCUACCUGCAUGGUUAGCUGCCAGCUUUAAAUUGAACACCGUCGGAGUGGCACAUGCUAAUUGCAUCAGUUCAUUUUUUACCUCAGUUAAGGUUCACAUGUAAGCUACCUGUUCACAUGCAUAAUACAAGAAAACAGCCUAAUGAAAGAGUCAGCCAAGAUUAUUUAUCUGAUAUAUUUUGGAAUUUUGUUCUGAGAUCUGUUUCAUCUGGGGUACAUUAUCUCCUACUGUAUCCCAGGAAGGAUACAAUAUUAUCCCCUCUUGUGUCUCAGGUGGGACAUAAUGUCUCAUAUUGUAUCCCAGGUGAGAUACAGUAUCUCAUAUUGUAUCCCAGGUGUCAUUCUUCCCAGUGUAAUAAGCUACUUGUAUCAGAAAUAUGAAAGCAAAGUUGAGAAAAUUGACAGCCGAAGGAUCUCAGAGCUGUAGGAUUGUACAUAUAAUUAUACACAUUGUUGAAAAUGUUGAGAAAAUGUACUACAAGCAUUUAAAAUGUUUUUAAUUUUUGUCUGCAAAAUGUACACUAAAUGAUUACUAAAUGUGUGAAUAUAUUCAACAGUACUAUGAAGGGUACAUUAAUUUAGUUUGAAUUUAAAAUGGAGUGUGUACAGAAAGGGAUACAUUUGAUUGUAAAUGUUUUCAUUGGACUGUUUACCAUCUCCCCACAUAUGGACAAUGCAUGCACAUACAUUUAAGUAUGAAUAAGUUUGGAACUCUCCAUAGUCUUGGUACACUUCGUGUGCAUGUAUAUAUUUUCGUUAUAACUAUUUAUUCUGAAGUGAAAGUCUAUACCCACCCAGGUACAGCUGAUGUGAAUGUAUUUAUACUUACUGAGUAUAUGUGUAUAUAGGCCUGCGGUGUGACUCAGGUCUUCCGAAGAAAAACAAAUUGAAUCACAGUUUUUGGGGUGGGUUUGCUUUCUCAGCUGUUUGUUGAGAUAUUUUUGCAUGCAUCAUUUUAAUUUAUGUGCGUGAAAGUGAAACGUAUAUAUACACAUUUAUAUACAUGUAGG